Messenger RNA from Dictyostelium purpureum, 1467 nucleotides. RefSeq lists its product as uncharacterized. Gene Ontology annotation, biological process: mRNA export from nucleus. The transcript is spliced from 3 exons. The record is from RefSeq and is a predicted model, not a curated record. NCBI's taxonomy places the organism in Eukaryota, Evosea, Eumycetozoa, Dictyosteliales, Dictyosteliaceae. Gene Ontology annotation, molecular function: protein binding. Gene Ontology annotation, cellular component: transcription export complex; THO complex. The coding region runs from base 1 to 1467 and encodes 488 amino acids.
AUGGCAGACAGUAACAAAAAUGUUAUUUUAAAUUGUUUCAGUAAUAGUGUUAUUCAAAAAGAUAUACAACAAAAGGAAAUUGUAAUAGUGGAUACAUUAUUUUCAAUAGAUGGAAAAUAUUUAGUUGCAUCAAACAGUAUUGGUUGUAUCAAUAUUUGGAACUUGGACCUAUCUCUACAUCAAAAAGAAAACACCACUACCACAACGACAACAACAAACGACGAAAAUAAUAACCAUUUUGGACAGCCAUUUUUAGAUACACAAGAAAAGACUAUUGAUUCAUCAUUUACUGAUCUUUUUAAACCCAACGCAGUAUAUCAAGCCCACCCAUCUUUUACAGUUAUAAAUAAAUUACAUUUUUUUAAUGAAUCAAUUUUAAUGACUGCUGGUGAAAAUGACAUUAAAGUAUGGAAUUGGAGUAAAAUUGUAGAGCUUAUAGGUAAUUCUGGUGGUUGUAUUAAAAUAGAUCCAAAAUCAAUUUACUUGGCCUCAAUAGAAUCUCCCAGAGCCGAAGGAUAUGGGGGUAUACUUUCAGAAAAAGCUGAAAUUAAUUGUAUGGAUAGCCAAGGUUAUACUUUAUUUUUUGCAAGUGGAAAUAACAAUGCCUAUAGUUAUGACUUGGAGAAAAAAAAUAUUAUCGGUACCUUUAAAGGCCACACAGACUACUUGCAUACAAUCAAAUAUAACUCAACCUUUGAUAAUUUUUUAACAUCCUCUGAAGAUUCAACCGUCAGAAUAUGGGAUAACAGAUCAUCAAAAUGUGUAUCUAUUUUAAAUCCAUUUUAUAAAAUCUCAUUCGAUUUAAAGAACGAUAAUCAUAAUAAUAACAAUAGUAACAACAAUAAUAAUAAUAAUAAUAAUAAUAAUAUAACAAUGAUUGGAGAAGAGUUUUCUUAUGAUGACGACCCAAAACAAAGAUUAAAUAAAUUAUUAGAAAAUGAUAAUUUAGAUUUAGAUGACAGUAGUAAUGAUAAUAAAAAAAAUAAAAAACAAAAAACUCAAAUACCAAAUGACAAUGAUGUGUUUAAUUCAUAUCUUUCCAAUAUUACACCAAACUCAACUAAAAAAUCAAAAUCAGAAACAAACUUUAAUCAUUGGUGUGGUCCAUUGGAUUUAGACGAAACUGGUAAUUGGUUAGCAGUGGGUGGAAGUACUUUAAGUUUAUGGUACUUGGGUCAAUUAAAUACUAUGGUCUCACAACUACCUGUAGAAGAGUCUACCUACUCAAUACUGUUCAAUAAAGAAAAAAUCAUAACGGCUGGUAGUGAUGGCUAUGUCAGCUACUUUGCUUUAGACGGUAGACCAUUAAUGAGAGUUCCUUCCUCUUCAAAAGUUUUGUAUUCACUAUCAUAUAAUCAAAAUAAAAAAAAUCAAAUUUUAGUUGCAGGUGGAACAUCUCCAUUUAUUAAUACUUUUAUAAAUAAUGAAAAUAUUGCAUUUUCAUAUUAUUUUGUAAACGAUGAUUAA